Molecule: messenger RNA, 2630 nt
Organism: Gavialis gangeticus (Gharial)
Lineage: Eukaryota; Metazoa; Chordata; Crocodylia; Gavialidae
Gene: CDH17
Product: cadherin 17
Exons: 17
Coding region: 7-2538 (843 amino acids)
Biological process (GO): multicellular organism development; cell morphogenesis; calcium-dependent cell-cell adhesion
Cellular component (GO): catenin complex; adherens junction; plasma membrane
Molecular function (GO): calcium ion binding; cadherin binding
Source: RefSeq, a predicted model, not a curated record
GCCAAAAUGCAAGAAAUCACCAAGAUGUUUAUACUGCAUGGACUUCACAUAUUCUACCUCCUUGUAUUUCAUUUGGCUGCCUGCCAGCAUACAGAGGAACUGCAUCUAAGCGGACCUCUGCAAGACAUGACUUUCAACGUUCAAGAAGGUACAAUUGGAUUUCAGUACCUAUACCAGUUCAUAAUAGAGCCACCUGCUGAUAGUCUGAGACUAAGUGGUGAAACAGAUGGCAUCUUUGAAAUUGGACCAAAGCGAGGAAUUUUGUAUUUCAAUAGGACUUUAGACAGAGAAACCAAAGCAGUCUAUAAGCUACAGGUGAAUGCCAUAGAUGCAAAGGGAGAGAAAGUAAAAGGUCCCUACGUUAUCACUAUAAAUGUUCAGGAUAUCAAUGAUAACCAGCCACAGUUUGACCAGCUAAAGUAUUCUGGAGUAGUGAGGCCACUACCUUCACGUGCAGGCAAACCUUUCAUGUAUGUGCAUGCUACUGACCUUGACGAUCCUACAACUCCCAAUGCACAGCUGAGUUACAGCAUUUUUCAGCAUUUUCCUAACCCCUAUCAUGAGAUGCUUUUUGAGAUCAAUAAUAAAACUGGAGGAAUCGCUACUAGUCCUCAAGGAGCUCGUCUUUUAGAUCCCCAGAAGCAGGAUCAUUUCACCCUUGUUGUCACAGUGAAGGAUUUGGCAGGAAUGACAGGGAAUGCUUUCACCAAUAAUGCUGAUGUGGAAAUCACUGUGAAGGAGAACCUUUGGAAGGCACCUCCUCCAGUACACAUCAGAGAGAACUAUACUGGUCCCUAUCCCAUGAUCGUCACUCAGGUACAGUGGAAUGAUCCAGAUGCAAAAUAUGAACUUCUUCCAAAAGAGAGGUUGCCCAGGUUCCCAUUUACGAUUAAUAAGAACGGGACUAUUUAUGUGACUGAACCAUUGGACAGGGAAGAAAAGGAUUUUUAUGCCUUCUAUGCAACUGCAAAAGAUGAACAAGGAGAAAUACUAGACAAGCCUUUGGAAAUUCAAAUUGUGGUGGAAGAUGUUAAUGAUAAUCCACCUGUGUGCCAGAAAGCUUUAACCAUAUUUGAAGUUCAGGAGAAUGAAAAUGUAGGAAGUGUUAUUGGAACUCUGGAAGCUUCAGACAUAGAUGAACAAGGCACUCUUAAUUCUCGCUUGCAGUUUCAUAUUGUGGAUCAGAACCCCAAAAUUCCUGUUGAUAAAUUAUUCAUUGUUCAGCAAGAAGCUGGGACAUUCCAGUUAAGGAGCUCUUCAUUAAACAAGCACAUAGUUUCUAACUAUACCCUGAAAGUGGAAGUAACAGAUGCAGGAUUUAAAACAGUGUGUGAUGUGCAAAUAAAUGUCAUUGACAUCAAUGAUCAGAUUCCCAUCUUUGAAAAAUCAGAUUAUGGUAAUGUGACUAUUCCAGAAGAUACUCCAAUAGGAAAUGUAAUACAAGAAAUUCAAGCUACUGAUGUAGAUGAGCCAUUCACUGGAAGCUCUCAAAUCAUUUACCAGAUUGAAGAGGGGGACCCAGGAAAAAUUUUCUUCAUAGAGACAGACCCCAAAACAAAUAGAGGAUUCAUCAAGAUUCAAAAGGCUCUCGAUUUUGAAAAAUCUUCAGUGUAUGACCUUAUGAUCAAGGCCACAAACCCUGAACCUCUGGUGUCUGGAGUACAGUAUCAGUCAAACUCCACUGCCUAUUUCAGAGUUAUUGUGACUGAUGUGAAUGAGCCACCGGUUUUCAGCCAGUUCACUUAUAUAACAACUGUAUAUGAAAAUACUUCUGUAAACACCUUGGUAAUGAAAGCAGAGGCAUAUGAUCCCGAGGGGGAUGAAAUAAGAUAUACCUUAAAGAACAAUAACAGGAAGUGGCUACGAAUUGAUGAAAUCUCUGGAGACAUAUAUACUGCUUCACGUUUGGAUCGAGAACAAGAACGUGCAUACAGAGUAGAGGUCACUGCAAUACAGACCAGUAAAGAAUCUCAGAGCUCCACAGCGAUCUUCAUACUACACAUAGAAGACGUGAAUGAUAAUGCUCCCCGCUUAGCUAAGAAUUAUUCUCUAUUCUUCUGCCAUCCACUCGUUGGAGGAGAACGUGCACAAAUUGAAGCUACUGAUGAUGAUGAAUUUGAUCCAGAGUUCACUUUUUCUAUUGGGGGUGAUGAAAAUAUAAAAAGGAACUGGGCGAUCUUUAGAAUCAAUGGUACCCAUGUUGACCUUUCCCCAACGAGCCUUGAUCUAGAGGCAAAAAUGCAUAACAUUCCACUAAAAAUUAAGGACAAGGGAGAACCACCAUUGGAAAGAAACCUGAAUCUCCAAGUAAACAUCUGCAGGUGUACAGAUGCCAGGACAUGUUUUAUUGAAUUAGUAUACAAUAAACAGUCACCAUCAGUCGGCAUGGCAGUUGGUAUCCUUCUUGCAGUAGCAAUAAUCAUUGGUGGGAUUUUAGGGGGUGUAUUCUUCCACUUGAACCGCAAGAAAAAGAAGGAAAGAAAAGAAGCAGACCAGAAUGCAAAAAGUCCACAUGAAAUGGAACCACUGCCAACAUAACUGGAAAUACAUUUUAUAACUAGUUUUUGCAUAAAUGUGUUUUUAGAAACUUCUGACACAGGUAAAUGUAGUUUCCUCCAAUCCUCCCCCCC